Molecule: messenger RNA, 1158 nt
Organism: Drosophila willistoni
Lineage: Eukaryota; Metazoa; Arthropoda; Insecta; Diptera; Drosophilidae
Product: phospholipid scramblase 2
Exons: 4
Coding region: 73-888 (271 amino acids)
Biological process (GO): plasma membrane phospholipid scrambling
Cellular component (GO): plasma membrane
Molecular function (GO): phospholipid scramblase activity
Source: RefSeq, a predicted model, not a curated record
AAAAAACGAGAACCAACCAAUCAAAGAGAUAAGAAAUAAACAAAUAAAGUAAUUUAAUCGAUCGCAGAGAAAAUGAUGCAGAUGAAGGAGUACAAGGAAGUGCCACAGGACGUGCCGCAUGAUGAUGCAGUAGUGCGUCAGCCACAGGUAACUGGAAAUCCAGUUGUGAGCGACAGUGUCACUGCUGGCGGUGGCGGGGGAGGAGCCGUUGAGAACUGGAUGUCCAUACCCGUGGGCAUGCCCAACUGCCCGCAAGGCCUUGAGUAUUUAACGGCUUUGGAUCAGUUGCUGAUAUCUCAGAAAAUCGAGAAGCUAGAACUGAUUACCGGAUUCGAGACAAAGAACCGUUUCAAGAUCAAGAACUCAUUGGGCCAGAAUGUAUAUUUUGCCACCGAGGAGAGCGAUUGCUGUACUCGUAAUCUGCUAGGACGAUCUCGACCGUUCGAAAUGAAAAUUUUGGAUAAUUUUCAAAACGAAGUUCUUCAUUUGCAUCGGCCAUUUCGGUGUGACAUUCUGUGCUGUUUUCCCAAUUGUUUGAAUGCAGUAGAAGUGCAGGCUCCGCCAGGACAGGUGAUCGGCACCGUGGAACAGGUGUGCACCUUCAUGAAGCCAAAAUUCAAUAUUAAAAACUCAUUUGGCGAUAUUGUGCUGACCAUCGAAGGGCCCGUCUGUCCAUGCAAAUGCUUCAGUGAUACCAAUUUCAAGGUAUUCAGCGUUAAUAAUGAGCAAAUCGGAAAAAUAUCAAAACAAUGGUCUGGACUGGGACGUGAAUUAUUUACCGAUGCGGACUAUUUUAGCGUCACCUUCCCCCUACAUCUCGAUGUACGCAUGAAAGCCUUAAUUUUUUCAGCACUUUUUCUAAUUGAUGUUGUCUACUACGAGCAAUAAGCUAGUGUUGAAUCCUUUUUUUGAAAUAAUCGCACAGACACCAAUCUCCCACACACACAUACAAACACACUCGUCCCUUUUUAUGUAUGUAUGUAUUUGCCGACUGCUUAGUGUUAGUAAUAUGAAAUAAUUUUGAAUCUCCAACUCAUACCACAAAAUUAUUAUACACUGAAUUCCUGUUUGACCGCAAGUGGAAUUCCCAUUCCCGGAGUUUUCGACGCACAAUGCAUUUCUUUUUAUAGACUGUAUCGUGAUAUAUACAUAUAUUUU